GUUGAGGAUCCAUCUAAAGUGGAGGCAAGAAAGAACUAUCAUCAAGGCAAUCUUGGAUCUCUCAAAUCUCUUCUUAUUGGUCACGGAAAAAGAAGUCAUCCAUCUCCGAGAUUUGUUGAGAGAGAGCAAAGGGAGUACGAUAGAAGUGAAUCAAUCUUGGAAAUGAAAGAACGAAAGGCAUGACUCGAACCCUCAUAUCAAGAAAAGAGGUGAAAAUUAUUUUAUCCAGACAGAAUUUCUCAUACUGCAAAUUUUUGGACAUUCAUUAGUUGCCAAAUAUUUGCCCCUUUUCUUCUUGUUUGUUCAAAUGUUAUUAUAUAUAGCCUUUUGCGUUAGGACACUACUAUUCCAACAAAUAGCUGGAUAGUGAGUUGAUCAUAUUUGCUAAGAAUUAAAGAUACAAGCUGUGAAGAAAGUGAGUAGAAAAGAGAGAUUUUUUGUUUUUUGUUGACAAUAUGAGCAUCAAGAAACCAGCUGUGAAGCUCGAUGAUGAGCAAAUCGCCGAGCUACGUGAGAUAUUUCGUUGUUUUGAUAGAAACAAUGAUGGAAGCUUAACGCAGCUCGAGUUAGGCUCGCUCUUGCGGUCCUUAGGACUAAAAACUCGUCCUGAUCAGCUUGAAACCUUAAAUCAGAAGGCAGAUACAAACAGCAACGGUUUAAUUGAAUUCUCAGAGUUUGUGGCUCUGGUAGCACCAGAGCUGCUUCCGGAGAAGUCACCAUAUAGUGAGGAGCAGCUAAAGCAUCUGUUCAAGAUGUUUGAUAGAGAUGGUAAUGGGUUUAUUACAGCAGCCGAGUUGGCGCAUUCGAUGGCAAAACUAGGGCAUGCACUUACCGCAGAGGAGUUGACAGGGAUGAUCAAGGAGGCAGACACGGAUGGGGAUGGAAGAAUAAGUUUCGAGGAGUUUUCGCAGGCAAUCACAUCAGCUGCUUUUGAUAAUUCUUGGGUUUGAAGCAACUGGUGUUGUCUCUGGUAUGUUCUGUUCUGUUUGAUUGGUUCAUAUCACUCUCAAAAGCCACUAGCUUUUCUGGGAAAUGAUCUUCUGUUUUGUAUGAAACUGCGUGGAAUGCUGAAUUGUUGUCUACACUUUGAAUAUGGGAUUCUGCU
Populus euphratica (Euphrates poplar) is the source of this 1105-nucleotide messenger RNA. RefSeq names its product probable calcium-binding protein CML11. The record is from RefSeq and is a predicted model, not a curated record. Gene Ontology annotation, molecular function: calcium ion binding. Bases 456 to 950 code for a protein of 164 amino acids. Lineage: Eukaryota; Viridiplantae; Streptophyta; Magnoliopsida; Malpighiales; Salicaceae. The transcript has a single exon.